AUGUCAGUUGCAAUGGUGAGUGUCAAUAGCAAACAGUUACUUGCUGCUUCGAAGUUGGUUUUUAAGGAGGAGGAGGAGCUGUCCAAGACACAGUUUCAUGUUCACAGGAAGAAUGAUUGGGAUGAUGAUGAUGAUGACGACGAUGACGAUGAUGCAGGCAGUGUUGCGCCAGCCGCAUAG
Prunus armeniaca (apricot) is the source of this 180-nucleotide messenger RNA. Lineage: Eukaryota; Viridiplantae; Streptophyta; Magnoliopsida; Rosales; Rosaceae. The record is from the annotation of a GenBank genome assembly.